UUUGAGGUUGAAGUUUAGAGCUUUGUAUUAGUGUUCAAAGAUUGAAGCUUUCCCUCCGAUGGCUAUUUUCUUGAUGCUUUUGCUUUUGCUUGUCUCGACUGUUUCUGGUGAUGAAAAAGCCUUUGUCGGUGUGAACAUUGGUACAGACCUUUCCGACGUGCCCAGCCCUACUCAAGUGGUGGCCUUUCUCAAAUCUCAGAAUGUCCGGCAUGUGAGGCUUUAUGAUGCUGAUCGAGCUAUGCUUCUCGCACUUGCUAACACAGGCAUCCAAGUGAUUGUCUCUGUCCCCAAUGAGCUGCUCCUUGGUAUUGGUCAAUCGAAUGCCAGUGCAGCCAAUUGGGUGGCUCGCAAUGUUAUAGCCCAUGUCCCUGCCACUAACAUCACGGCAAUAGCUGUUGGAUCCGAAGUCCUAACUACACUCCCGAAUGCCGCUCCAGUCCUUGUUUCUGCCUUGAAGUUCAUCCACUCUGCCCUUGUUGCUUCUAAUCUCGACAGUCAAAUCAAAGUCUCUACUCCACAUUCGUCUUCGAUUAUCCUGGACUCUUUUCCACCUUCUCAAGCCUUUUUUAACCGUUCAUGGGAUCCUGUCAUGGUUCCAUUGCUACAGUUUUUGCAGUCUACGAGGUCGUACCUUAUGCUCAACGUAUAUCCAUAUUAUGAUUACAUGCAAUCAGAUGGCGUUAUCCCAUUAGACUAUGCACUUUUCCGUUCUCUCCCUCCGAACAAAGAAGCCGUGGAUGCUAACACACUCCUGCAUUACACUAACGUCUUUGAUGCUAUUGUUGAUGCAGCAUACUUUUCGAUGUCUUAUUUAAACAUCACCAACGUUCCGAUUGUAGUAACCGAGUCUGGUUGGCCUUCUAAGGGUGAUUCAUCAGAGCCCGAUGCUACAGUUGAAAAUGCUAAUACAUACAACAGUAACUUGAUCAAGCAUGUAAUUAACAACACUGGGACUCCUAAACAUCCGGGGAUUGUGGUUAGUACUUACAUUUAUGAACUUUACAAUGAGGAUUUGAGACCUGGGCCGGCCUCAGAACAGAAUUGGGGGCUAUUUGAUGCCAACGGAGUACCAGUUUAUACUUUACACUUGACUGGUGCUGGUACUGUUUUUGCAAAUGACACUACGAACCAAACCUUUUGUGUCGCGAAAGUGGGUGCCGAUCCGAAUAUGUUGCAAGCAGCUCUUGAUUGGGCUUGUGGACCAGGGAAAGUUAAUUGUUCACCUUUGUUGCAGGGGCAACCGUGUUAUGAACCCAAUAAUGUGGUUUCCCAUUCGACUUAUGCUUUCAAUGCAUAUUUCCAGCGGAUGGGGAAGUCUAUCGGAACCUGUGAUUUCAAGGGGGUGGCUACCAUCUCUUCAACUGAUCCAAGUCACGGUUCAUGCGUAUUUCUCGGAAGUUUCAGGAAAAACGGCACCAUAACUAACGACACAUCACUGGUUCCUUCAUCGAAUAACACGAGUUCAGGCUGCACUCCACAAUAUUUCUAUGUGAGUGAUUCACUUACAACCUCUGUGAUUAUAGGCGCCUGUGUUUUCCUUUUCACUGCUGUUUUCUUGUAGUACUUGUUUGUACUUUAUUCUAGGUUUUAACAGCAUUCAAAUAUAUCGAAAAAAAAUUCGGAUUCCAUCUCUGUGGAAUACUUGCAGCAAAUCCGAUUUUGUAUCUCCUAUAGGAGUUGAGUUGAAGGGUGUCCGAUUUAACUGAACAUAUCGAUAGCAAGUAAUUCUUUAGACGAGUUAGUUCAUUAUCAUUGGAUUAUUGUACAAAAAUUCCAAGAGAU
Messenger RNA from Hibiscus syriacus, 1782 nucleotides. Its product is annotated as glucan endo-1,3-beta-glucosidase 3-like. The transcript is spliced from 4 exons. The coding region runs from base 59 to 1561 and encodes 500 amino acids. Gene Ontology annotation, molecular function: hydrolase activity, hydrolyzing O-glycosyl compounds. The record is from RefSeq and is a predicted model, not a curated record. Lineage: Eukaryota; Viridiplantae; Streptophyta; Magnoliopsida; Malvales; Malvaceae. Gene Ontology annotation, cellular component: plasma membrane. Gene Ontology annotation, biological process: carbohydrate metabolic process.